AUGAAGAAGGCUUUACUUUUGGCUCUUCUCCUUGUUAGCGCCAUGGCAUUUCCAGAUGUAAGCAGCAUCGGAGAAAAGAGACUGACUUUCUUAGACCAAAGGCUUGCAGUGGUGUACCCAGUGAUCCAGAGGUUCAAGUCACUCAUCAAUCUCGACCCUUUUAAGGUAACACAGACAUGGACUGGCUCGGACAUCUGCAGCUACAGAGGCUUCCACUGUGACAACCCUCCGGACAACAACACAGCUAUCACUGUCGCUUCCAUUGACUUCAAUGGCUUCCAGCUCUCUGCUCCCUCCAUCGAAGGGUUUAUCGACCAGUUCCCUGACUUGGCUCUGUUCCAUGUUAACUCCAACAACUUUGGAGGUUCUGUCCCUUCCAAGAUCGUCAAUCUCAAGUACCUCUACGAGCUAGACAUCAGCAACAACAAAUUCACCGGUCAGUUUCCGACCGCCGUAGUUGGUAUGCCCGGUUUGACAUUUCUUGACAUCCGGUUCAACUCUUUCUCCGGUUCAAUUCCACCGCAAAUCUUCGGUCAGAGCCUUGACGUCCUCUUCAUCAACGACAACACCUUCACCGCGAGCCUCCCGGAGAUACCUGACGACAGUCGUAUUCUCUUCUUAACGUUAGCCGACAACAAGUUCAACGGUCCUCUCCCGAGAAGCAUCCUAAGAUCAAUGUCAACGUUAACCGAAGUGCUCUUCUUGAACAAUGAUUUCACCGGUUGUGUCCCUUACGAGAUCGGUUUACUCAAAGAAGCAUCGGUGAUCGAUAUCGGUGGGAACAAGCUCACGGGUCCUUUACCACUUUCUCUUAUGUGUCUAGAGAAAGUGGAACAUCUCAACUUUGCUGGGAACCUCUUGUUUGGAGCCGUCCCGGAGGCAGUGUGCAUGGUGCUCCGAGACAAUCUUGUGAACUUGUCCUUGUCCGAUAACUAUUUUACACACGUGGGGCCUUGGUGUAAGGGUUUGCUUGAAAGUGGUGUUCUUGACGUUAAGAACAAUUGCAUUCCUUUCUUGCCAGGACAAAGAUCAAUUCAAGAAUGUGGAGAGUUCUUUGUCAAACCUAAGUACUACUGUCCCCACCCGUGGUUCCAUAGUUUCUUCCCUUGUAGGUAUUCUCACAUGUCUUCUUCCUCUCCUGGUGCUUUUAUGCCCGUCGUGGCUCCCUCACCUUGA
This is a messenger RNA of Microthlaspi erraticum, 1176 nucleotides long. The record is from the annotation of a GenBank genome assembly. NCBI's taxonomy places the organism in Eukaryota, Viridiplantae, Streptophyta, Magnoliopsida, Brassicales, Brassicaceae.